CAGCAAUACACACGAUCGACGCUGCCACGUCAAAGUGAUUCUGAGUGAAUGAGUGGCAUUUUUAGGCAUUUGAUUUAGUUUCGUCUUCCGAGAAGGCUCAAUUCAUAGGGCAAUUCAUUUAGUUAAAAUGCGUAUUAUUUUAUUCGUCACCUUGGCCCUUCUGGGCUUUGCUCUCGGAGACGACGUUGCCACAGAAGAAAAUGUUCUUGUCCUAACAAAAGGAAACUUUGAUAGUGUUAUUUCCAGUACCGACCACAUUCUUGUUGAAUUCUAUGCGCCAUGGUGUGGUCACUGCAAAUCUCUUGCGCCGGAAUAUGCCAAAGCAGCCACCAAGCUUUUGGAGGAAGAAUCUCCUAUCAAGCUCGCUAAAGUAGAUGCUACACAGGAACAAGACCUCGCCGAAAACUAUGGUGUGAGGGGCUACCCCACACUCAAAUUCUUCAGGAAAGGCAGCCCUAUUGAUUACACAGGAGGCCGUCAAGCUGAUGACAUUAUUGCUUGGCUGAAGAAGAAGACUGGACCUCCUGCUGUAGAAGUGACUUCAGCUGAACAAGCUAAGGAGCUGUCUGCCGCAAGCCCAGUUGUCGUCUUUGGUUUCUUCACCAACAAGGAGUCUGAGAAGGCUAAGGCUUUCCUCAAUGUUGCUACUGUUGUGGACGACCAAGUCUUUGCUAUUGUCAGUGAUGAGAAGGUCAUUAAAGAAUUGGAAGCUGAGGAUGAGGAUGUUGUUCUGUUCAAGAAUUUCGAAGAGCCACGAGUCAAAUACACUGCAGAGAAGUUUGAUGAAGACCUGUUCAAGACCUGGGUGUUUGUCCAGAGCAUGCCUGUUAUCGUUGAGUUCUCCCAUGAGACUGCAUCCAAAAUAUUUGGUGGACAAAUCAAAUACCACCUCUUGUUAUUCCUUUCCAAGAAGAAUGGCGACUUCGAGAAGUAUUUGGACGACUUGAAACCCGUAUGCAAGAACUACCGUGACAGGAUCAUGUGUGUCGCCAUUGACACCGAUGAAGAUGACCACCAAAGAAUCCUUGAGUUCUUCGGCAUGAAGAAGGAUGAAGUGCCAUCAGCCCGUCUUAUUGCUCUGGAACAAGACAUGGCCAAGUACAAGCCUGCUGUCAAUGAGCUAUCCGCCAAUACUGUUGAGGAAUUCAUCCAGUCGUUCUUCGACGGCAAACUGAAGCAGCACCUGCUAAGCGAAGACCUGCCUUCCGAUUGGUCCGCCAAGCCCGUGAAGGUGCUGGUAGCUACUAACUUCGAUGAGGUGGUGUUCGACAACUCCAAGAAGGUGCUCGUCGAAUUCUACGCGCCUUGGUGCGGUCAUUGCAAGCAACUGGUGCCCAUCUACGACAAGCUGGGUGAGCACUUUGAGAAGGAUGAUGAUGUGGUGAUAGCCAAGAUUGACGCCACUGCCAAUGAGCUGGAGCACACCAAGAUCACAUCCUUCCCCACCAUCAAACUGUACACUAAGGAUAACCAGGUGCGCGAUUAUAACGGUGAGAGGACGUUGGCCGGACUCACCAAAUUCGUGGAGACUGACGGCGCAGACGCCGAAGCUGGCCCCUCAGUGACUGAAUUGGACGAAGAGGAAGAAACACCAACCAGAGACGAGUUAUAAGCACAAUGCGGCCAGUGCACUCUUAUGAGACUUCCAUAGCAUAGUUCUGUAUAGAUAUAAUAAUUACUUUUAUACUUAAUCGGACACUUCGCAUUUCGUUUGCCCAAACUGUCCAACUGUUCCCUUAAAAAUUGUGUCUUGGUUGUAUCUUUCAAAGCAUUUAUGAAACAUCUUUGUUAGCACUCGUUGAUAUUUAUAAGAAAAAUACUCGAGGUUGAUCCGUUGUCGAGUGGAGUCGAUCUCUCACAUGUGCCCAAUUAAUUUAUUCGGUAAUAACUUAUUACGUAAGAACGCAGCAUAAUUAAGUUUAUGUACAAUACGUUGAAUAUAUUUAUAAUUUCUGUAUCAUAAUGGUUAUAUUAUUUCACAUUCCUAAGGUACAUGAUUCAAUUGCAUCGAACAAGUUAUUUUCAUUUUAUUUUAUUAUUAUUGUGGAUAUUAUAGUUAUUUUU
This is a messenger RNA of Chilo suppressalis (striped riceborer), 2064 nucleotides long. Lineage: Eukaryota; Metazoa; Arthropoda; Insecta; Lepidoptera; Crambidae. The record is from the annotation of a GenBank genome assembly.